Messenger RNA from Octopus sinensis (East Asian common octopus), 978 nucleotides. RefSeq lists its product as uncharacterized. The transcript is spliced from 5 exons. The record is from RefSeq and is a predicted model, not a curated record. NCBI's taxonomy places the organism in Eukaryota, Metazoa, Mollusca, Cephalopoda, Octopoda, Octopodidae. The coding region runs from base 268 to 684 and encodes 138 amino acids.
UGAGUAAGAAUUAUGUCUGUAUUUUGUAUUUAUAUUUACUUGCAUGAAUGUAUACAUGUAUAUAUGAAUACAUGUAUGUAUGCACUGACAAUUAUAUAGCUACAACCAUGUGUGCGAAUUACUAAAAUGUAUGAUACAAAUAUAUACCCUCAUCCUCUCAAUCAGAAACACACACACACACACUUAUAUAAGUUUUCAAGAUUUGCAGCAGAUCAGUUUAUAUUUUCCUGAUACAGUGUGCUAUCAACUAUAAACAGAAAUAUAAGAAUGGCUACAAAUGACCAUUACUUUAGAAUGAUUUCAUAUCGUAUACCUUCACAGAAUACAAAAUUGAAAAAUUCAACCAAGACCAGUCUAAUUACUGAUUAUUGGUUAAAGCCACAUAUGAAGAAUGACAAACCAAUGUGUCCUUGGUUGCUAAAGGGAUCUUCUGGAAAUAAUUUGCCUUUGUUCUGUUGUUCAGCUCCUUCUCUGUCACAUAUCAAGGAUCCUAAGAAACUUCAGUUAUCCCACACUCAGCCUAUUGGCUGCUCAGAGCAUACUCAUUCAGCUAAACUGAGUAAAGUAGACCUGCUGAAGAGGAAAUAUUGGUAUGAAGAACCGAAACCUGUAUCUGUCUCCAGCAAAUAUUCAAUGGGUGCAAAGAAUCACUUUCUUGGACUUUCUGAUGCCCCAAGGAGCUAGAAUUCUAACUAACAAUUUUUAAGAAGCAAUGUUGUUUAAUGAGAAACAUCCUUCCCUAAUAUUUAUGUCUGAUAAAUUCAUCAGUAUUCCUGUUUUGAUUAUGUGAACAACAUAUGCAUUGAUUGAUUGAUUGAUUGAUUCUAGUUUCAGCUCACGAGCUGUGGCCAUGCUGGGGCACCGCCUUUGUGUCAUACUUCCAAAAUUGAAGUGCUAUUUCACAUAAGCACACACACACACACACACACUGUCUCUGUCACUUUCACCAUCCCACUCACACACAUGAAAAUUACCAAG